UUGAACCAAAACCACAAUGAGCUAUUGACAGUGAGCAGUGCGUCACCUUUGAAACAAAAUGAACAAGAAGUGGAUCAGAAAAAGAUAAACAUUGAAUCGGACACCAAUAAUGAAGUCACGGAGAAAUAUGGUGACACUGAAGUGGAUAUCGUUAUAGAGGAAAGUAUUAACGGUGUACCUAACGACUUUGCAGCACUGGGUGAAGAAGCUUCUCUUAUUAUUGAGGGAGAGGGAGAGGCACAAGAACCUCAGUCAAUAUUUGAUUCUUUCAGUGAUGUAAAUGAAAUGUUAAACAAAGAUCCUGAAGAAAUUAUGGAAACAGCAGCAGGUUUCGUUCCAAUUCCUAUUAUGAGAAAUAGACAUAAACCGAGACGGCGCUUUGCCACAAGGAGAAAUUUUAGAAGGAAUCCAUAUCCAUUCAGAAGAUUUUACUUUUAUUACCCCUAUCCAUUUUACCACUACGGCUCUCUAAGGUUUUAUUGA
Molecule: messenger RNA, 483 nt
Organism: Parnassius apollo (apollo)
Lineage: Eukaryota; Metazoa; Arthropoda; Insecta; Lepidoptera; Papilionidae
Source: the annotation of a GenBank genome assembly